Colletotrichum karsti is the source of this 1527-nucleotide messenger RNA. RefSeq lists its product as uncharacterized. Bases 1 to 1527 code for a protein of 508 amino acids. The record is from RefSeq and is a predicted model, not a curated record. The transcript has a single exon. NCBI's taxonomy places the organism in Eukaryota, Fungi, Ascomycota, Sordariomycetes, Glomerellales, Glomerellaceae. Gene Ontology annotation, molecular function: acyltransferase activity, transferring groups other than amino-acyl groups.
AUGGCGACCAACACCUUCGCCGCCACGACCACGCAGCUGGAUCUCGGCCCUACGCAGGAGACCGCUACUAAUAUCACGACUCAACUCAGUGUAUUCGAUCUAAUUCCGCCGCGCGUGUACAUCAAGUUCAUUGUCUACCUACCGCUGCAGCCCAAAGUCAGCUUCCAGCAAGCAUUCGCUCACCUACAAGCCGGGCUACAGGGAACUCUCCGCCAAUUCCCUUUUCUCAACGGUCGCAUUUUCCCCAGAAAUGAGCGCGAGCCCGGGUGGAGACCUGGACACAUUGUGGUUUCAUACGACCCUUCUAGUCCCGGCACCAGAGACGAGCUCCCCAGGCAACUCGCUUUCAAGGAUCUUUCUCCAGUCCUGCCAGACUUCGAGGACCUCCGCGAUGCGGGGUUCGAGUUUUCAGCUUUCGACGAUGAGCUGGUCCUCGCAGCGCCAUUCGUCCCUGAUCUUUCUGGUGGUGCGGACGUGUUCUUAGCACAAGCGAACUUCGUUAACGGCGGUUGCAUUCUCGCGACGGGCUUCCAUCAUUCCGCCAGCGAUGCCACCGGCAUGGUGACCGCGAUGAGAGCGUGGGCUGAGCACUGUCGAAACUUGGGCCAGCCCGAUGCCAAUGUGUGCAGCUGGGUGGCUCCGGAGAGUUUCGAUAGGACACUGCUUGAGAGAUUGUGGAGCAAAGCCCCGGCGAAGCCCGUCUCGGAGAUUCCCCGCGACACAUGGGGUUUUCUCGGCUUUCAACCCCCGGAUACGGAGGAUGGACCCACUGGGGAAGCGGCCCCACCGCCGGCCCCGAGCCGGACCAUGGAAUCCAGCAUCUUCUACAUCUCGCCGGCGAAUUUUGAUGCCUUGAAGCACGAGGUUCUUGGAGAAGGUCAAGAUGGCACGGGACUAUCGGCAAACGACGCUCUUCUGGCCCUUUUCUGGCGCGCUCUUAUGAAAGCUCGUUACCGCGCCGCCAUCGCUGCGGGACAAGCCACACCAGCAGAUGAAGUUUCUUAUCUCGAGUCGCCGGUAGACGGCCGGCCAGAUUUCGACCCAGCACUACCUCCCUCAUACGCGGGAAAUCUCGUCAUAGUCAACAAGGUGCCAAUGGCAGUCGCGGAGCUCGCAGCCCCGACGACGAGCCUCCGGGACGUCGCUCUCAAGAUUCGCGCACAGGCGGCCAAGGUGAACCCGGAUCUGGUGAAGGAUGCAUUCACGCUCAUGAGGGAAGUUCCGGACUACACGAAGUUGAAGCACGCGUUCACUCGUCUCGACGGCUUCGAUGUCAUGAUUACGUCGGUGCUGCUGCUGCCGCUGGAUAAGAUCAACUUCGGGGGCGAGGUGUUUGACAACGAUGGCAAGCCUGAGUCGCUGCGUCCGUUGAUGGAUGCAUUCAACGCAAAUUUUAGGCUUUGCAUGGUUUUGCCUAUGAAGAGUCAUGGAGGGAUUGAGUUGCUGGUCAGCCUUUUUGCUGAUGAGAUGGAACAAUUGUUGGAGGACGACGAGUUCGCCAAGUUUGCGGCCUUUUGUUGCCAUUAA